This is a messenger RNA of Bombus pascuorum, 2073 nucleotides long. Its product is annotated as cilia- and flagella-associated protein 36. NCBI's taxonomy places the organism in Eukaryota, Metazoa, Arthropoda, Insecta, Hymenoptera, Apidae. The record is from RefSeq and is a predicted model, not a curated record. The coding region runs from base 287 to 1399 and encodes 370 amino acids. Gene Ontology annotation, cellular component: ciliary base; axoneme. The transcript has 6 exons.
ACAUAAAUUAGUUGUUUUACAGAACGGGGAGAGUCUUACAUAGCGAGCAAGUUGCGUAUAAUAAAUAAAGAACACCAGAAUGUGAAUCAAGGAUGUUUUAUAUCGUUUCUGUUCGUUCGCGCAAGUCUAAAGUAAAGUGUUUUGCCGUAUGGUAACUAUGACUACGCUUAAAAGGAGACACCAAUAAUACGUAUGCGUAUCACAAACUUUGUUUCGACGAAAUCGAAGAAAAUUCCAAAGGAAUCGAUCAGUGAUACUAAAAAAAAAUCCUCCGUAUCGCGUUAGAAUGAACGACAAAGACGAUAGCGCUUGGGUCUUCGAUUCCCUGAUUGGUUUUCUUCAGGGUCCAAUUUGGUCCGCGCCUCUGAUCACUUUCAUCGAAGAGAAGUCGCUCAUAUUUGAAGCGGACGUCGAGGAAAACGAUGAGUAUCAAAAGAUAUAUCAGGAGUACAAAAAUCUGGUGGACUUAUUGCUUGGUUGUUUCAUGGAAGACAUGGGGAUCACUCCAGAGCAAUUCGAGUACGCUUGUACAGUGAAUAAGUAUACAAAAAUGCCUAUACAAUUCCAACAGAACUUGUUCGAGCAAAUAUGGGCGGCGAACGAGUACGAGAUAUUCAAAAGAAUGAUGAUUCAAAAGAAUCUAGAGCUUCAACUGCAAGCUUUGAAUAUGAUCGAGCAGAAGUAUGGUCUUACACCUGCAUCUUUCAUGUAUGAAGCAGGUGUAUUGAACGAAGAUCCUUUAGUCAUGGAAGAAAUCAUUCAAAAACACGUUUUGGAGAAUGAUUCGGAAGAAGACCAGAACAUAUCGUCGGAAACUUCGUUGAUCAAAGAACAUGAGCGUUUAACAGCUAAAUAUAACAGCGAACGAGCAUUGUUAGCAGAAGCUCUAAAAGCGUCCCAAGAGGAAAAUACUCCCGAAAGGGAUCGUACACGGUCAUUUUUAAGGGAAGAAGAUGAUGAAAAAGAAGAAGACGACGAAAGCAAAAUCAAAGAGAAAGACGAAGAGAAGGAGGAGGAGGAGGAAGAGGAGGAGGAAGAAGAAAAGAAGGAAGAAGCAGAUAUUCCAAGGUUCCCUAAAGUGGUUCCUCUUGAUUCUAUGUCCACGGACGAAUCAAAAUCAGAAGGACCAAAUAUAUCGGAAGAAGACGUAAGAAAGAGGCAGGCGUAUUUAAAAGCCAGACGCGAUAAAUUGGUAGCUUUGAAGAAAGAAGCAAGAAGUCAACGAUUGGAAAUGAAUCCAUCGAGGCCGAGCUCCGCGAGAUCGGUAGCGGAAGCCACGAUCAAAGGAGAACAAGAACUAAAAUUAUCGGAACCUCUGGAACCGUCCAUAUUGCAAGUACGUAAAGUACUCGCUGCUCGCCUCCAAGCAGAGGUAGUGCGUAAGCAAACGAGCCAAUAAUAACGAUUCUCUAACACGAAAGAGAUCGGGACGGCGGUGUUUUAUCCAGAUAAAAUGCAGAUAUUUUAUCCUUUCUUUUUUUUUCUUUUUUUUCUCCUUUUUUUCUGAUAAAUCUCAUGCACAGCGAACUUUUAUACAGCUGCAUCAGCUUUUCUUUUUAUAGACGUCACGUUGUAGUAUUAAGAUAGCGAAGAAGUUUACAAGGAUACAACGUUUACACACAUUGAAAGAAUUAAAAUGAUCAAACCUAGUAGCAGAGUAAGACUAAAUGAGUAUGUUUAACAAGAACAAAGGGAGUAUAAGUCGUUUCUUUUUUAUACAAUUCCAAAUGUUUACUGUAUCGUUUUUCUUCCUUCUUUUGUUUAAAUAAGUCUGACGAACAUCGUUACAGUUUGGGUAUAAGUAUAUCUUCGCUUGUGAAUACCGAUAAAAUGAUAAACAAUUUUUUAAGGUCACUUGCAUUAUGUUCUCUCAGUCGUUCGAUGAAUUUCGCACGAUCACCAUGCAUCAUCGGCACUAGUUUUACUCGUGAGAGAAAUUUCAUAAUCUGGAACAUGAAAAAAAGUAAAAAAAGAGCAUAGAAUUCUUCUUGUAAUAGCAAUUUGUAUAGAUCUUUAAGAGGAUACGAGUGAUAUGAAUGAAAAAAAAAAAAAAAAAAAAAAAAAAAAGAAUAA